GGUAUUUUCUUUUUUCACAUUCGAGAUUCAUCUUUAUCACACUGUGAUAAUUAUCUUACCUUACCUUCAAAAAUAAAAAAAAACGUUUUUCAGCCAACUUUGUACUAAAUUAGCCGUAGAAAAAGUCCAAAUUUCUUCAUUUGGCCGUGCAUGGCGGACAAGCUACAGUUUUUGUAGAAUAGGAGCAGUAGCAUUGGGAAGCAGCACAAGUUGUAGAAGAGGAAGAAGAAGAUUCAACUUUUAUUGUUUUCUAUUUAUGGAAGAAGAACCGAAACCAGAGAUCUGGAACAAAGAGAAUAAAAAAUGAUGAAAAAAUGUUCAAAAUGGGUUUCUUCAGAUCUUCAUUGGAAGCUUUUACUCUUGAUUCUUCCUCUACUUUCUCUCCUUUUUUACUUUUCUCUUUCCUCCAUUUCCGCCAUAGCCAGUAACACUUUUUCCACUUUUGCCCCUCUCAACUCUUUUUUCAACAAUAACGCCCCUGUUCCUCCGCAUCCGCCGGUUUUUACGAAUCAAACAGGCUUAGAUCGGUCUGAGCCUCUGUUUCCGCCGGUUUUUUUGAAUCGAUCGGUAACGAAGGAGGAGUUGAACCGGUCUAGAAUUGCUGUGUGUAUAGUGGGUGGGGCUCGUAGGUUUGAACUAACUGGGCCUUCUGUAAUACAGAAAAUUCUGAAAGAGUAUCCGAAUUCUGAUCUGUACCUUCAUAGUCCGUUGGAUUCUAAUGCCUACAAGCUUUCCUUGUUAAAAAAUGCUCCUCGAAUCUCCGCCAUUAAAAUUUUCAAGCCUAAAACCAUUAAAGAGACUGAGUUUCAGGUCCGAGUUCUCAGUGCUCGUGGCUCACCUAAUGGUAUUCAGGGCCUCCUGCAAUAUUUCAACCUGGUUGAGGGUUGCUUGACGAUGAUUCAAGCCUACCAGCACAAGAACAACUUCACUUAUGAUUGGAUAAUCCGUACCCGAGUUGAUGGAUACUGGAACUCUCCACUAUCACCCGAGGACUUCAUUCCCGGCGCCUAUUUAGUCCCUUCUGGUUCAUCCUACGGUGGCUUAAAUGAUCGCUUUGGCCUUGGUGACUACAACACUUCUGUAGUAGCUCUUUCACGGCUCUCCUUGAUUCCUGAGUUGGAUGCAGCCAGAUACCAUCUCCUCAACUCCGAGGGUGCAUUCAAGGCCCAACUGACUAUCCACAGAGUUCCCUGCAUCUCUAAGCGCCUCCCAUUUUGUGUUGUAUCAGAUCGUAGCUAUGAUUUUCCACCACCCCGUUUUGGUGUUCCAGUAGCAGCACUUUCUAGUCCAGGCCCAUUAAGUGGUGCCAAGUGCCGGCCUUGCACACCUCCGUGCACUCACCACUGCGUUGGUCUUAUGAUGAACAAACUGUACAGAGGAUGGAGCUGGACCGACUGGGCCAAUAACACCCUUCAGCUCUGUGAUGCCCAUGCCGAGUGGGAGAGUGGUUGGCAGAAAAUAUUCGACCAAGUGGCAGGUAAUAAACUAGCUGCAGCGAGACAACGAGUUGAAAAUCUAAAAAUGGAGCAGUGUGUGAAAGAUUUCGCGGAAUUAAUGAAAAAAACUGCUUAUUGGGAGGCUCCUCCAGUGUCUCAAAUUUGUCGAUUGGGUUUAUCAGUGCCCGUCUAACCUCGAAACAAAUAGCCAAACCAUUAUAGUAUAGGUAAACUAUGUAUAGUUUUCUAGCCUCCCACGCAGUUUUUUUUCUACGUACGUUACAGGGUUUCUUUUUUAUUCAUAUUUUCUACUUCAGGAAACAAAAAGUAUUGUAGAAAUUACCUUAGAUUUUCUGUAGACGACACAGUUUUUUUUUGGUUAAAUAUCUCAUGGAUACUAAGUUCUAACUAGUAUUGUACCUUUACGGAGAAAGUAAUUUAGAGAAAUGGAGAAAAGUUUCCUGUUUUUCGUA
Molecule: messenger RNA, 1909 nt
Organism: Solanum tuberosum (potato)
Lineage: Eukaryota; Viridiplantae; Streptophyta; Magnoliopsida; Solanales; Solanaceae
Exons: 2
Coding region: 304-1629 (441 amino acids)
Source: RefSeq, a predicted model, not a curated record